This is a messenger RNA of Aspergillus welwitschiae, 390 nucleotides long. RefSeq lists its product as uncharacterized. The record is from RefSeq and is a predicted model, not a curated record. NCBI's taxonomy places the organism in Eukaryota, Fungi, Ascomycota, Eurotiomycetes, Eurotiales, Aspergillaceae. The transcript has 4 exons. Bases 34 to 390 code for a protein of 118 amino acids.
GUUGAUAGACGGUGUAGGUUGCGCAUUUGCCAAAUGAGCAAAUUGGGCAACAUAUAUGGAGAGCAUGAACUUCUUCCUCGAAUUUUCCUUGCUCCAUUCCACCGAGGACAGCAGCUGGUGAAAGUAUACAGAAUUUUACUCUCAGAUUCAGCCAUGCUUCUUGCCAGAGUUUUGACUGAAUGGGCGCUAUCUACCGCCAUGAUAUGCGGAUUUGUGAUUCACCGAAGGGAUCCGGAGGCGUGGGACGGUCGGAUGGAAGUCCGUCCUAGCACAUCAAAUCCUCCGUGUUGCGAACCUACCGAGCUUCCUAUGAGGCAUGAAUCGAACAAACGACGGGGCAGCCGUCUUCGCAGACCACACCAUGCGCAUCAUCCUCAUCGGCCAACCUAG